ACUAUUACUUUCAGUGAUUUCAGCUACCAGCUUCAGCGUUUUCAGCCAUCAGCUUCGGGGUUUUAGCCAUCAAUUUCAGCACACCCCUAAAGUAAAACAUAUUGAGAUGGAAAAAGACAUUCUGAUUACAAAGUUUAUCAUUUCAGAGCUCCAUGUUUGUAAAUGUAUUUUUGUAAAGUGCAGUUUUAGAUUUCAGAUAUAUUUUUUCCCCAUUAAUAAUAUUUUUUAAAAAAAGUUUGGAGUCUGAGAAGUAAAACGAAAAGCCCCCUUAAUUGGAAAAGUAAUCGUCUCCAUGCGUAAAAUGGUUGCACCAUACGAUUUGUAGAAGUGGAUGACAGCAUAGGUCAAGUUAAAGUUCAUCCAUCAAUGCAAAGCUCGUGGAAACUUGUUCAGAAGAGAACUAUAAAGGCCCAACAGCCCCUUUUUCCACGCGCACUUGUCUCCCAUCCAUGUCAGCGCGCGCGCUGCAUGUGCGCACUGUCACCUUUUGUGUGCCAUCAGCUUCAGGAUCAAAUCGUGCUUUGAAACCAGAGACAGUGCUGCAGUUCGGGUGGGCUCCACUUCAAACACGACGCGCAGACCACGCGCGCGGUGCAGGAGGCUCUGCAAACGCUCCGCUGCAAUGAUCCCAUUUGAGAAGAGGGUUCGCAGCUGGGGCGUGGUUUCACAACACAACGAACGAUCUCCUGGCAGCUUCCAAAAAACACAACGGAGACGGACUGCGCAGCUGCUGUUGUCUGGAAGAUUAAACUAUGGACCAGAGAUGGAUGAAGAUCCUGCUGACUCUCGUGUUCUAUCUGCAAGUCACUUCGGGUGCUGGAAGAACAAUUCAAGAAGGAUCAAGUGUAGAUUUUAGGUGUCAGAUUAAAGAAGGGACGGUGGUCUUCUGGUUCAGAGUGCUGGAUGUCUCCAACAUGGAAUUUAUCGCAUCCUUCAGCAACACUGGCAUAGAAAAGAAUUUUGAAGUUAAAUACAAAGCUAUGUUCAAACACGAAAAGAACGCUGACGACUUUAUUCUGACGCUGAAGUCCUUCAGCGCACAGAGAGACAGUGGCGCAUACGUCUGCGCCGCUCUGGUCAAAGGAAACACGUUACAAUUUGGAGAAAUUACGCGCGUAAAUGGAGAAUUAAAAAAGCAGCAAGCAACAAAAGCGCCGGCGGUGAUCUCCACCAGACCACCUAGCACCUCCACAACCACCAGCUGCAACUGCGCGCGCUCACCGACUGCAGAAAAAACAGAACCAUUCCUCCCUUGUGAUCCAUAUAUACUGGGCCCUCUGGCCGGAGGCUGUGGCCUUCUUCUUCUGCUCCUCCUCGUCAUCACGCUGUACUGCAAUCGGUUGAGGACACGAAGGUGCCCACACCAUUACAAGAGAAAGCCAAGAGUUUUUGUUCCUGAAAAACAAAUGACCAACGCGCGCAUCUGAUCAAAACUGAGGAAACUGUCUUUUUAAAAUUUUAAGCAACAGCGACAACAAAGUGUUUUUAAUGUUUGAAAAUAUAAUUUACAUGGUAGCAAAAAAAAUUGUUUUUUUUCCAGCAAGUAAUUUUUUUUCCCUUGAUUGUGAUGGCGGAUAACACUGUGUUGCAAAACCUGCAAUUGACAUUUGCUUUUAUCAGCUCUUUUGUUUUGAAAUCUAUCAUUCAAUCUGUGCACAAAAUAAAAAAUAUUACGCAAUUUUUAGGUAAAAUCAUACUGUAAAUAGCAUUGUUUUAAAUCUUUUCUAAUUUUGUUUUUUUAAACAGUUUUUAGUUUAAUCUAUCUUUAAAUAUUCAUCUAAAGCUGGAAAAUUCUUCAUUUUAAUUUCAAAAAAAGUUAUAAACUAAUAAAGAUCUGAAUCUGAAUAUCAAAAUCAAAAGCAUGAAAAUACCGAUACAUGUGUACAUAUUUGUUUUACCGUUUCAAAAACUGUUUUUAAAUAAAGAGAUGAACAGAUAAUUCACUCGGGAUCUUUUGUGUUGUAGUGAGUUGUGAUGUCCUUUAUUUUGCACACAUAAGAACGAUCCAUUGCUUACCCAUCAGUCACAAUAAAGUUCUUAGAACAAAACUGUAUUUGAGAAACAGACAUUUGUUUAAACAUUUGUCAAAAGGAAGUGGGUUGCUUCAACCGUAAGCCGGGUGGGAAACCACGCAUCAGGACUAGAGAACGACUUCUUUCUUUUACCUCGAUUUUUAAUGCACACACACACACAAACACACACACCCACACACACAUUUCCCUUGCACCUUAAAGAUCAUAUUUGCCAAUUAUCUUGAGGCAGUUCAUGUAAUAGUUUGUUUCAAUUAAAGAGUCUCCUAAUAUUUGGAAGUUGUGACUUUACAGAUAAAACCUGCCCAUUUACAGUUUUGUGUUCUGCAAAUUGUAAACAGUGGCAAUUUGCAAAAUCUGUAAAAAAAAAAAAAAAAAAAUAGUUUUA
Oryzias melastigma (Indian medaka) is the source of this 2418-nucleotide messenger RNA. RefSeq names its product CD8a molecule (gene cd8a). Lineage: Eukaryota; Metazoa; Chordata; Actinopteri; Beloniformes; Adrianichthyidae. Bases 753 to 1427 code for a protein of 224 amino acids. The record is from RefSeq and is a predicted model, not a curated record. The transcript is spliced from 6 exons.